GACUUGAAAAAAAAUUAAGCAGAGAAUUCUUGUAUGCUAUAAAUACCAGAGGGUUUCAAAACCCUCCAGCCUCCAUUGUCAGGGUUUAAGGAAGCUCCAAUUUCUUUCUUCCAAUUCAUUCUUCGAAGCUCGAUUUCCUCAUUUCGUCUUCCUAACCAUUGCUCUGAAAACCGAUGGCUGCUUGUGCUAGUACAGCGAGAUUCCUAAUUUCAAGAGCAACAUCGUCCAGAAUCUUCCACCAACUUCUCCAACCUCGCCCUCAUGAUUCUCCUCCAAUACACUCUCAUUUCCUCAGAAACUUCCACUUCUUCGUCUCCCGAGAGUUCCACUCUCGAAGUUUCCAGAAUCUUCGUCCCGCUUUUUCCAAACGCAGCAUGGUCUCGGCCCCCGACCAGAGUCUCGACGAGUCCUCCACUGCUGCCACCACCGCUCUCGGCCUCGAUAACCGUGUCCCAGCCACCAUCAUCACCGGUUUUCUCGGUUCUGGAAAGACGACUUUGCUGAAUCAUAUUCUCACUUCGCAGCAUGGAAAGCGGAUUGCAGUGAUUGAAAAUGAGUUUGGUGAGGUGGAUAUUGAUGGAUCAUUGGUUGCUAGUCAUUCCUCUGUAGCAGAAGAUAUUGUCAUGGUUAACAAUGGUUGCCUAUGUUGUACUGUACGCGGAGAUCUGGUUAAAAUGUUGUUGGAGUUGGUUAAGAAGAAAAGAGAUAAAUUUGAUCACAUUGUUAUUGAAACCACAGGACUCGCUAAGCCUGGUCCUGUUAUAGAAACUUUUUGUAUGGAUGAACUAGUCUCUCGGUAUGUGAAACUGGAUGGAGUUGUUACUUUGGUUGAUGCCAAGCAUGUAGUGCAGCAUCUGGAUGAAGUGAAGCCAAGAUUUGUGGUGAAUGAGGCGGUAGAACAAAUUGCUUAUGCUGAUCGAAUUAUUUUAAACAAGAUAGAUUUAGUGACUGACACUGAGUUGGAGAUAUUGACUAAGAGAAUCAAGCAUAUCAAUGGGAUGGCACAAAUUAAGCUAGCAAAAUUUGGAUCCGUCGACAUGGACUUUGUUUUAGGAGUGGGAGGAUAUGAUCUUGAAAGGAUAGAUUCUGAAGUUCAAGUAGAUAGUUCCUGUUCUGGAACCCAUCUACAUGAACCUGGACAAGAAUGCCAUGAUCAUCAGCAUCAUCAUCAUCAUCAUCGUCGUCAUGAUCAUGUACAUGAUUCAGCUGUCUCUAGCAUUAGUAUUGUGUCCGAGGGAACCCUUGAUCUUGAUGAGGUUGAUGAUUGGCUUGAAAGACUAAUUGAAGAAAAGGGAGAGGACUUAUACAGAAUGAAGGGUGUCUUAUCUGUAAAUGGAUCAGAUCAGCGUUAUGUAUUUCAGGGGGUGCAUUCCACAUUGGAUGGCUGUCCAGGCAAUACAUGGGGAUCCGAUGAAAAGAGGAUUAACAAGCUUGUGUUUAUAGGAAGAAAUUUGGAUGAAGUUGCUCUAAGGAAAGCUUUCAAAGGGUGUUUAGUAUGAUGGAAAAGGUCGGCUCAUAUUCAAUUUUGUGACAGUGGAUCAAUGCGCUGAGAACAUGCUAAGAACGGCACAUAGAAUCACCGGGUGAGUGUAAGAUAAUGAAUAAUUUUUUUUGGCAGACUUGUUACUCAACUAUUUAUCUUCUGUGAUUAAUCCAUUUUGUUAAAAGAUGAUAGUUGUUUUCUUCUUUUUUUCCUCGAUGAUAUUGGGGGUGGGAAUUUCGAACUCAGUAUCAUUGUUUAAGGAAGCACUGUAUUAUAUUGACUUUGAAAGAUGAUGGUUGAAAUUUAACUAUUGAAGACUUAAGCUAGUAAAGAUUGUUAAAGAUUUAGUAAACAUUGAAUAUUUGUACUUUCACAAUGAUGAAGAGUUUGUUUACCGGACAUUUAAACGAACAUUAUUAUUGAAUGUAGAAUUGUUUGAAACA
Messenger RNA from Ziziphus jujuba (common jujube), 1926 nucleotides. RefSeq lists its product as uncharacterized. Bases 174 to 1499 code for a protein of 441 amino acids. Gene Ontology annotation, cellular component: cytoplasm. Lineage: Eukaryota; Viridiplantae; Streptophyta; Magnoliopsida; Rosales; Rhamnaceae. The transcript is spliced from 10 exons. The record is from RefSeq and is a predicted model, not a curated record.